This is a messenger RNA of Hypoxylon fragiforme, 1222 nucleotides long. RefSeq names its product Coq4-domain-containing protein. The transcript has a single exon. The coding region runs from base 198 to 1142 and encodes 314 amino acids. Lineage: Eukaryota; Fungi; Ascomycota; Sordariomycetes; Xylariales; Hypoxylaceae. Gene Ontology annotation, biological process: ubiquinone biosynthetic process. Gene Ontology annotation, cellular component: mitochondrial inner membrane; mitochondrion. The record is from RefSeq and is a predicted model, not a curated record.
CCUAGGUACAUGCAUACCUAGUAGUACAUGCAUAGUACAUGCAUAGUACCUCUAGUGAGCUUCAUGAUCAUACGUUUACCUACAUUUAUAGACGUACGUACAAGUCUACAAGUGCAAAGGAAAUACCAUUAAUACGUCAAAACAAGCUCGAUGAGCCCUGGAAGUGAGUGCUAGGCUUUCCAGUCUAGUCUACCAAGAUGAAAGCCUUUACACCUCGUCUACCCUCCGUACCGAGUAGACAUAUUCUUCAACCGACACAUCACGUGAAAUCAUUGUCGAUAUCAGCAAGGACAACCAUAUCACCACUAUGCCUGGCCACCAGCAGCAACGAGAAAUCACAUCACACAAAAACUAGCAACCGGCAGUUCUCCGUCCUCAACCGCCCGCCACCAAACUACCCAGGCCAUGUCCCGCUCACCCGCCUCGAGCGCGCCGUCCUCGCCGUCGGCUCCGGCGUGACCUCCCUCCUGAACCCGUACCGGGCGGACAUGAUCGCCGCCCUCGGCGAAGCGACCGCAACACCGUAUUUCAUCGAGCGGCUCCGUCGCGCCAUGCUCUCCUCCCCCACCGGCCGACGGAUCCUGCGCGAGCGCCCGCGCAUCACCUCCGCCUCGCUGGACCUCCCCCGCCUGAGAACGCUGCCGAGCAACACGGUAGGCGGGACGUACGUGUCGUGGCUGGACCGGGAGGGCGUGAGCCCAGACACGCGGGACAGCGUGCGGUACAUCGACGACGAAGAAUGCGCGUACGUGAUGCAGCGGUACCGGGAGUCGCACGACUUCUACCACGCGCUGACCGGGCUGCCCAUCGUGCGGGAGGGCGAGGUCGCGCUCAAGGCGUUCGAGUUCGCCAACACCCUGCUGCCGAUGACGGGGCUCUCGCUGUUGGCGGUCGCGACGCUGAAGCCCGCCGAGAGGGGCAGGUUCUUCAGCAUCUACGGCCCCUGGGCGCUGCGCAAUGGGUUAAGGAGCGACGAGGUCAUCAAUGUCUACUGGGAGGAGGAGAUGGAGACGGAUGUGGAUGCGCUGAGGGGGAGGCUGGGCAUUGAGAGACCGCCGGAUUUGAGGGAGAUGCGGAAGAGGGAGAAGGCCGAGAGGAAGAGGGCGAAGGAGGCUGCUGUUGCGCAGGCUGUCGCUAGUUGAGUAAGGCACCACCUAACCUAGGUAGGUACCUGGUAGAUGCUACAUGUGUAUAGGAGAAGAAGCAAUUUGUGUCAUUAGUA